Molecule: messenger RNA, 1533 nt
Organism: Spirodela intermedia
Lineage: Eukaryota; Viridiplantae; Streptophyta; Magnoliopsida; Alismatales; Araceae
Source: the annotation of a GenBank genome assembly
AUGGUGCCUGAAGAGCUAGCAUCAGGCAUGUUCAUUCCACAGCAGACAAUAGGCAGCGUUCUCUGCUGCAUGUGCGGCGUUCCGAUGCAGCCCAAUGCAGCAAAUAUGUGCAUCAAAUGCCUUCGAUCACAUGUGGAUAUUACCGAGGGCUUGCAGAAGCAUGUGACUAUCUUACACUGCCCUGAAUGUGGCUGCUAUCUUCAGCCACCGAAGACAUGGAUCAAGGCUGAGCUCGAGUCCAAUGACCUUCUGUUGUUUUGCCUGAAGAGGCUCAAGAAGCCUAACACAGUUCGAGUGGUCCAUGCGGAGUUUAUCUGGACUGAGCCCCAUUCCAAGCGGAUCAAGGUGAGAGUGAGAAUCCAGAAAGAGGCCCUGCAUGGUGCAAUCCUUGAGCAGCCGUACGUUGUGGAGUUCACCCAACAAGAACACAUGUGUGACCCCUGCACGAGAGUGCAGGCCAAUCCAGACCAGUGGGUUGCUGCUGUCCAGGUCAGGCAGCAUGUCCCCCAUCGUAGGACUUUCUUUUUCUUGGAGCAACUCAUUCUCAAGCACAGCGCAGCUGAGAGGGCCAUAAACAUCAAGGAAAUGGAUCAAGGCAUUGACUUUUUCUUCGGCAAUAGGAGCCACGCCGUUAAGUUUGUGGAGUUUCUGGGUAGCGUUGUCCCUUGCAAGAGUCGCAAUGACAAGCAGCUCGUAUCUCAUGACUCCAAGAGCAACAACUACAACUACAAGUACACAUUCUCGGUGGAGAUCUGCCCCAUUUGCCGGGAGGACUUGAUCUGUCUCCCGCCAAAGGUCUCAAAUAGCUUGGGCAACCUUGGGCCCCUGGUGCUCUGCAUGAAGGUCAGCGACAGCAUCUUCCUCUUGGAUCCGGUCACGCUCAGGAGCGCCUACAUGGAUGCCAAUCAGUACUGGAGGCUGCCCUUUAAACCGCUGCUCACCAGCAGGCAGCUUGUUGAGUAUCUCGUGUUUAAUGUCGAAGUCGAGGGACCAAAGGCGACCAUCGGUAAGAAAGAUUACGCCUUGGCUUACGCCGAGGUGGCCCGAGUCUCGGAUAUCGGUAGAACCUUCAUCGUCCGAACCCAUCUGGGCCACCUGUUGGAACCUGGCCAUACUGCUCUUGGCUAUGACCUCUACGCAUCCAACAGCAAUGAUCCCGAGGUGGACAAGUACAGGGGCCUCGUCUUUCCGGAGGCGAUAUUGAUAAAGAGGAGCCACGAAGAAGAGCGCAAGAAGAUGCGUGGGAAAACCCGUGCUUGGAAGCUCAAGAAUAUGAAGAUGGAGGUGGAUGACUCCGUGAAGAGAGUUGACGAGGAGAAGAAGAACACCGAGUACGAAGAGUUCUUGAGAGAUUUGGAGGUCGAUCCCGAGCUGAGAUUUAACAUAUCGUUCUACCGUAACAAAGAGCGCCAGCCGUCAGAGAUGGCGUCGACGGAUGGGGACAACGACGAGCCUGUUGAAUUGGAAGAUCUGCUUGCUGAACUUAAACUGAAGGAAGAUGAAGAGGAGGACAGUGAUGAUAUGACAGGGUGA